AUGACCGACGAAAAGCAGAUACCAAGAUCUAUACCGGUGAUACUAUUCAAGACACCAUCUCCUUCCUCUUCGCUUGACCAAUACACACAAUCACUCUCAUCAACAUCGUAUCAACCCACUUUCAUACCUGUUCUAGAAGAGACAUACGAUACGACCUCCCUCGUACCAAUACUAGAAGGAGGAUCUGAAGAUUGGGAAGGGGUGAUAAUCACUUCCCGGAGAGGUGCGGAAGGAUGGGUGAGAGCGGUCAGCGAAUCUCGUAUUGGUACUGCAUCAAAUACGAGAGGUAAAGGAAAAGGCAGGUGGGACGAGGUUCCCUUAUUCACAGUUGGAAAUGCAUCGUCAGAUCAUCUUUCGGAAGCCUCCAUCCCAGCAAAAUGUACACCCCACUCGAUCGAAUACGAAGGAGGAGUACCACCCAAAUCGGCUAUUCAUCUAGUUCCUCAUAUAAUAGAUCGACUACCAAGAUCAGAAGAAAGGCAUAGGAAGUAUCUAUUUGUAAGAGGAGAUAAGUCGACGGAAGUACUUCAAGAUGAGCUGAGAAGUAAUGGGAGGAUAGUGGAGGAAGUUAUGGUCUAUAGUACAACGCCUAGAUUGGAUAUUUUAGAGAACAUCAAUACAUUUAGAGAAAGCCAACAACCACAAUCACAGCCGAAAUCAGAUGGGGAUGGAGAUGGGAAGGGGAAUGGACAAGAAGGGAAAGGAUGGUUAUGCUUCUUCUCACCUUCAGGCGCAGAGGUCGUCUUGCCUCACUUGAAGGAUCCGAAAGACGAUGAACAUGGAUUUGAGGAUGGGUAUUGGAAAGGAUGGGAGAUAUUUGUUAUUGGAGAAACUACGAAAAAGUAUUUCGAAGAAAGGGGUAUCAAUGUUGAUGCAGUGGCUGAAAGACCUAACCCGCAAGGUUUGUUGGAUGCUAUACUAGGGUACGAUAGUAUAUGGCAUGGUGUGAAGGCCUGA
Kwoniella botswanensis is the source of this 957-nucleotide messenger RNA. RefSeq lists its product as uncharacterized. The record is from RefSeq and is a predicted model, not a curated record. Gene Ontology annotation, cellular component: cytosol. The coding region runs from base 1 to 957 and encodes 318 amino acids. The transcript has a single exon. Gene Ontology annotation, molecular function: uroporphyrinogen-III synthase activity. Gene Ontology annotation, biological process: uroporphyrinogen III biosynthetic process. NCBI's taxonomy places the organism in Eukaryota, Fungi, Basidiomycota, Tremellomycetes, Tremellales, Cryptococcaceae.